This is a messenger RNA of Aureobasidium musti, 1353 nucleotides long. Lineage: Eukaryota; Fungi; Ascomycota; Dothideomycetes; Dothideales; Saccotheciaceae. The record is from the annotation of a GenBank genome assembly.
AUGGCAACUUCCUCUUCUGCCUCAUCAUCACCUUCGCUCUCGCCCUCGCCCUUUCCAGAGACGCCCGUCGCCCUAGCAAGACCCAGUACAGCCGCCGUCCGCUCUACCAACUACGACAACUACAACCAAGCAUUCUCAGAGGAUACUUCUUACAGCAACACUUAUACCCCUGCUUCCUCCGGCUCUCUAUCCUACUCGUCGCGCACCGUCUCGGCCGCCUUUGGCAAGCAAGUCCUGUCUGCCAUUUCAGAAAACGUAAAGUCUCCUGGAGUCGUCGCAACUGUCGGCUCUCUAUCACGCAAGGCUUCACUCCACGCCCGUGCAAGGUCUCUGGUCAGCUUUGUACCCGCUCUCAACCCCGUCGACACCGAGGAGCAACGCGGUUCAUCCAGGUCACCGCCUCGCAAGGGCCCAUCAUUUACCGACAUCUUUACACCCCGUCGCUCCUCGCUUGCUCCUUCAGAGCCUGAAGAAGAAUCCGAGUACAUCAUGUCUUACAAGUCAUCAUUCACCGGUGGUUCCGGCCGCAUCCCUGAGCCCCAGGCUCCUGCACCGNNAAAACCUUCGGGUCUGCGAAGCUUCUCCUGGUUCGGUUCUACGAAGGCUGCUCCUGUAACUCCUCCGACAGAGAGUACCGUAGGCAUGGAUAUCCUCAACCCAGCAACCUCAUUACUCUUCCCCGUUGGCCUGCCCACCGACAAGACUCCAGCCACCUUCGACGAGCUCCUGCACAAUGCCGAAUUUCUCAUCAACCGUCUGCAAACCGCCUACAAAGAACAAGCCUCCGCACUGCAAGCCGCUCGUGCCGAGCGCGAAGCACAAACCGAAGAGACCGAAGAAGCCUCCACACGCGCCCAGCACCUCAAACUUCAACUCGAGAAUCUGGCCGCACAAGCCGCCGAACAAGCAGCCACAAAUCGCGCUCUCGCCGAGGAACUAGCAGCGGAAAAACAACGCCGCCACGAAGACCGCGAACACUACGAACGCAUCGCUCGCCAAAACGACCUUACACCGCGCCGCAACCGCCACAGCGAUGGCAGCUCCCUGCACAGCGACAGUGGUUUCGAAAGUGAAGCCGAUACUGCGGAUUCGUGCUCGCGUCCUUUGACUCCCACAUCGCCGAAUCCCAACAACUACACUUUGAAUCAUGAGCGCUGGAGUUCUGCCAUGCAGCCUAUUAAGGAGGUUGUCCGUCCUGUCUCGAGAGAUUCGACCACGGCUAGGAUUCCCGGCCGCACUUGCGAGAUCGAUGCUGGAGUAUACAUGUUUAUGCGUGACGAGAAGAUGCGUUUGGAGCGUCGGGUUCAGGAACUCGAAGGUGUGCUUGACGGAUGUUUGGAUUUGAUUGCUUAG